AGCAGGCAAGUAGCAACUACGCCCACAAAUGAUCAAAAGGGAUACCGAAGAAAAAUGCUCAAAGACUAAUUUAAGGGAACUACAGCAAGUCAAACAUGGCUGAGGAAACUUAAAGAAAGGAGACAAUCCGAUUCAGGAAAAAAAAUGGAAGAAUCAAAAUUCUGAUCUCAAGUACCGAGCAAGGGAAGGGGUUAGUACCGGUUUCCAUUUUGGGUCGAGUGUUACACGCCCCGAUUGAGACAGUAUCAGAAAACCUAAUUGUGGAAGAUGCUUCAAAUUUUGAUUUUACGUUCCUUUAGAAUCCUCCUACUGCUCUGGGUUUUACUUCCAUCGUCAAUUCAAAUCGUAGAUGGCGAUGAAGAUUACCCUACCCAGCUUUUAAGCGCAGCAAAAGAAGACAAAGAUUGGUUGAUUUCAAUCAGAAGGAAGCUCCACGAGUACCCUGAACUCCUUUUCCAAGAAUACAACACCAGCGCCCUUAUUCGCAAUGAACUCGAUAAACUUGGCGUUUCUUACACAUACCCAAUUUCCAAGACUGGUUUUGUAGCUCAAAUUGGCACCGGGUCUCCUCCAGUUGUAGCUCUUCGAGCUGACAUGGAUGCCCUCCCUUUGCAGGAGCUGGUUGAAUGGGAUCAUAAGAGUAAAAUCGAUGGAGUAAUGCAUGGAUGUGGACAUGAUGCUCACACAACCAUGCUUCUUGGUGCUGCUAAGUUACUUAAUAAGAGAAAAGACAAUCUAAAGGGAACUGUUCGAUUGAUUUUCCAACCUGCUGAAGAAGGAGGUGCGGGUGCAUCCCAUAUGAUAAAAGAAGGAACCAUUGCCACCCUUUCAGGACCUAUGUUAGCUGCUGUAUGCUUCUUUAAAGCUAAGAUAGAAGGUAAAGGUGGUCAUGCUGCUGAACCUCACAACAGUGUGGACCCCAUACUUGCUGCAUCAUCAACGGUUUUAGCCUUGCAACAAUUGAUCUCUAGAGAAUUAGAUCCCCUCCAAAGUCAAGUGCUAUCGGUUACUUAUGUUAGGGGUGGAAGUGCAUCGAAUGUUAUUCCACCAUAUGUUGAAUUAGGGGGAACACUCAGGAGUCUUACUACUAAAGGUUUGCAACACCUUCAACAACGGGUGAAAGAGGUGAUUGAAGGACAGGCAGCUGUUCAUAGAUGCAAAGGUACAGUUGAUAUGAUGGAGAAUGAAUACCCUCCAUAUCCAGCCACCAUUAAUGACGAGAGCUUGAAGAAGCAUGUGGACAUGGUGGGUUCAAUGGUGCUUGGUUCAGAUGGAGUGAAGGUGGCUAAGAAGGUGAUGGCUGGAGAGGAUUUUGCUUUCUAUCAGGAAGUGAUUCCUGGAGUCAUGUUUGGAAUUGGAAUACGUAAUGAGGGUGUUGGUUCAGUUCAUUCACCACAUUCUCCUUAUUUCUUUCUUGAUGAAGAUGUUCUUCCCAUUGGUGCAGCUUUACACACUGCUAUUGCAGAGUUAUAUCUCAAUCAACAUCAAACCCCUUUCACUGUGUAAAAAGGUUCAUAAGUUUAAUUAUGACAUUUGCUAAAAGAUUCUAUGUAUUGGGAUGAUGUAAAUGUAUAUAGAGUAAUACAAGGUACAUGUCCUUUAUCUCUUGAACAUGUUCUUUCUCAUUGCAUCUUAAUUUUUAGGUGAAUCUU
Molecule: messenger RNA, 1652 nt
Organism: Lactuca virosa
Lineage: Eukaryota; Viridiplantae; Streptophyta; Magnoliopsida; Asterales; Asteraceae
Source: the annotation of a GenBank genome assembly